Molecule: messenger RNA, 1248 nt
Organism: Aspergillus glaucus CBS 516.65
Lineage: Eukaryota; Fungi; Ascomycota; Eurotiomycetes; Eurotiales; Aspergillaceae
Product: MIND complex subunit MTW1
Exons: 3
Coding region: 71-1054 (327 amino acids)
Biological process (GO): kinetochore assembly; mitotic cell cycle; mitotic sister chromatid segregation
Cellular component (GO): chromosome, centromeric region; nucleus
Source: RefSeq, a predicted model, not a curated record
CGGACGACAUCUCACCACGCUUGAUUCCCACGCCGGGCAUGGAUAAUGUGCUUGGCUGAAUUCUAUCAAGAUGAAUGACGCGACUACUUCUUUGCUCACUGAGCACUUCAGUUAUACGCCCCUGUCCCUCAUAGACGAUGUCAUAAACUCAAUUAACAACCUAAUCUACCAAGCGAUCUCAAGUCUCGAAUCGGGCCUGCUCGGUACACCUCCCGAACGCCUGGGCUUCUCGCACGCCAACAACGGCUCUACCAUCCCUGACACCGACGAGGACGGGAACGUGAUCUAUCCGGAGGCGAAAUUGGAAAUCGAAAAUGGCCUACAUCAGCUGGAGACAUUGCUCGAAUCGACUGUCGACAAGGCAUAUGAUAAAUUCGAAAUCUAUGUGCUGAGAAACAUUCUCACCGUGCCGGAGGAUCUGAUUAGUUGGGUUCGAUUGAGGCACUACGAGGGUCUCUCUUUCAACCCGGGCCCCGAUACCCCCACACCUGAGAUGGUUCUUGAGCAUCGCAAAAAAUUACAUGAAACGAGAAAACUCAAUCGGUCGCUGAAGCAAGAGCGUGCUCGCAACGACGCCGUUAUUUCCCAAUUACGAUCCAUCCUUUCGACUGUGUCCGCUGCGAAAAACAAUGGAGAUUCCACGGCCACUGCAGGCAAAGACUUGGAUCUUUCAUUCUUGACGUCCAGCUCCGCAGCACAACAGCUACGCGUCGGUGCCGUUACCGGACCCAAUACUCACCACACUCCUCUUACGACCAACACCACCUUCAUCUUAUCGCAACUCCCCGCUCUACAAGCGAUGCUCAAGCAGCUUCGUCCCAAGCUGGAUACUCUACCGAAAUCAGCCGAAUUGGCGGAGAAAGACCCGAAGAAGGACGAGAGAAAGGAAUACAUUGAGAGCAGAAUCAGGCUUCACCUGGAGCGUGCCGGUCAGCUGGCCGUGGGUAGUGAUGGUGAUCCCAUUGUUGCAGGACGACGGAUCGGCAACUCAGAAGCGCAUGCUCUCGAAGCUGUGACGAGCAUCCUUACGCAAGGGGACAAUAAGCCGGAGUAAGAAAACAAUAUUUGAAAAGAAAACACGACAGGUAUUUCGUUGUUUGUCACUCAAUUGGCAGAGAAAACUAUGACGACCACGAGACGGUCCAUGUCUCCUGGCCGCGUCUGAAUGGAACCACGUCCAACUUUUCAGACUGCAGGAUGUUUGCGAUAUUUUCACCUUUCUUCUCCAGGGUAAUGAACUCGUUCUUU